Messenger RNA from Sander lucioperca (pikeperch), 2243 nucleotides. It is a transcript of the gene rpz5, whose product is annotated as rapunzel 5. Bases 175 to 1356 code for a protein of 393 amino acids. The record is from RefSeq and is a predicted model, not a curated record. The transcript has 2 exons. NCBI's taxonomy places the organism in Eukaryota, Metazoa, Chordata, Actinopteri, Perciformes, Percidae.
AAAAAUAUAUUUCACUUUUUGUUGCUAAAGGAAGACAAACAUUUUCUAUUUUGUUUUUGGUUUAACAAGGAUAGAUAUUUUCAAACACAAACCAAGAUAAUUACUCAGCACCAGCAAAGCCUCUGGCAGUGGAAAACAUAUUCAGUUAGUUAGUCUGAAAUAAAUAAUACAAAGAUGAACAGUGUGGCAGAUUGGCUCGUGCAGAACAGGGACAAGAUCGAGAAAGGUGUGGAGAUCAUGGGGCAAGCCUCUGAGGUGCUCGCUGCCACCGUGGGCCAGCUUCACCCUGUCUUGGAGGCUGUGUUCAUGGCUUCAGCCGAGAUACUCAGCAACCCGGACAGCAAAGAGGCUCGCUACCUGACUCAGCAGUUCGAACUGGUCAACCAGAAACUCGAAGGAAUCCAAGAUGAGAUUGAUCAAAUUGCCCGGGAGCUGCAGAGGACGUCGAUGAACAAACAGAACUUCGAUCGAGAGGCACAGAUGUUGAGCCAGUAUGAAAAGUUCCAGGACUUUGUCAACGCCAAGCCAAAGUUCAAAGAGAAGAAGAUGGAGAAGUUCAUUAGCCAUUACGAGAACACUGAUGCCGACUUGAACUUGGACGCACUCUACAAUGCUGUCACUGGGGAGAGCACCUCAGGAGACCCGAUGCUGGAAACGGUAUUGGCCACAGAGCAGAGAAGCAGAAGGGCAGUUGAGGAUUUCUGCGCCCGGCUGAAGAAGCUUUUUGUGGUGGGCAUUAUCGCCGUCAUGGGCCAUUCUGCCCUCAAGGAAGGAGUGGUGGGGGAGGAGAUGGUGAAGAAGUGGCAGGGCCGGAUGGAGGAUGUGGAGAAUCGAAUGAAAGCAGCUGUGGAUGACUGUACAGAGAACUUUGCCGAUCAAGCCAAGUUAGACAUGGAGCACCUGCUUCAGGAGAAUCCCGGCACUGUCGACCGUGAGUUCACCAAAUCUCUUCUGGAUUCGCUCGUUAAGAAAUACGACUGGGUGAACUGGUCCAUCAGGGCCUUCGGCAACAGGGAGCGCAUUUUCUUUUUCAACUGGCUGGCAGGAAAGAAGUGCCACGGAAGUGGAGGAGCCAAUUGGUUUGACAUUUUGACCAAGAGCAAGAUCAAAGUGGUGGUCUCUUUCUGUGUCGACCCCAAGCCCAUUAACAAGAGUCAGAUCCAGGAGCAGAUUGAGAGUCAGAGGAUGAAGGGGGACAUGAUGGCAGUGGCUCUGGCUUUGAAUAAGAGCUUCCCCAACUGCCUGGUCCAUGCUGUCAGCCAUUACAAGGAGGUGGUGGAGACCAACAACUUCCAUGAGGAUUGUUACUACUAUGGAAAACACAAAAGAGCCUACCUGUGCAUCCACUCCGAGUAGGCUCACAGAAAAAGUGCAGCCGCAUGCAUCCGCAAGAAAUGAGCUACACAUAAAUUCAUGAAUGUCUUUACCAGAGACCUACGAAAUUGUUUUUCAUUAAAUAUAGAAAUGUAUUCAUAAAUAGUGUCUGUAUCAAUGCAUAAUCUACUCUUUAAGAGAUCUGGUAUGUGAUUUAUUGUCUUACUUGUAAUAAUUUUUAGUCUUUUACAUAUAUAUCUUUCAUCUCUUGAUGAUACAGCAGCUUCUGGGUGUUAUUCAGAGUCGUUCAUCUCCAUGCCAGCUUCGACUUAAUGUUAUGAAACUUAUAAUGAUUCUGUCCUCAUUGGAUUAUUAUUAGGGUUGGGCAAUAUGAGGAUAUUAGUCUGUUAUAGCAGCCAGAGACUUUACCAUACCAAGGCACCCUUCCCCUUUAAUCCCUUUAACAUCUCGGACCAUUGUGGGCAGCGCUCAACAUUUAAAGGAACAUUUCGACAUUUUGGGAAAAACGAUCACUCACUCGCUUUCUUGCCAAGAGUAAGAUAAGAAAAUCAAUACCACUCUCGGCUCUAUCUGUAAAGUUUGAGGCUACAGCAAGGAGACAAUUAGCUUAACUUAAGCAUAACUUGAAACAGGAAGUGUAAAAACAUCAAAGCUUCAUGUUUAGCAUACAGACAUGAUAGUGGUAUCGUUCUUCUCAUAACUCUGUGAUAUGGUCAAAAGCCCCAGCAUUUAUAUCACAAAGAAAUAAAUGAGAUAUACUGUGGUGGCGGAUUAUAUCAAUAUAUAUUCUAUAUUUUUUGCUGCUUUUGGUGCAAUAUAUUGCUGCAGGGCAAACGUCCAAAAAUCCUUAUUCCACAAUCAAUUCAACACGAUACUUAUGUAUAUUUUACUUUAUUUUGUAAUAAACA